Molecule: messenger RNA, 4299 nt
Organism: Onychostoma macrolepis
Lineage: Eukaryota; Metazoa; Chordata; Actinopteri; Cypriniformes; Cyprinidae
Gene: syngr3a
Product: synaptogyrin 3a
Exons: 4
Coding region: 55-741 (228 amino acids)
Cellular component (GO): neuromuscular junction; synaptic vesicle membrane
Source: RefSeq, a predicted model, not a curated record
UGUGUGUGUCUUGCUCGACCCACAGCCCAGAGCCUGAAUAACAGUAGGAGGAAAAUGGACGGAGUGGGUUCAUUUGGCGCUGGGAGAGCCGGGGCUGCGUUCGACCCUAUUGCCUUUAUCCAACAGCCGCAGACUAUCCUUAGAAUAUUAUCAUGGAUCUUCUCAAUGGUGGUGUUUGGAUCCAUAAUAAAUGAAGGCUACGUCAACCAUGGCAGUGAGAGGCUCUAUUGUGUUUUCAACAAGAACAACAAUGCCUGCAACUACGGAACCACCAUCGGGCUCAUAGCAUUUCUAGCGUGCAUUUUCUUCAUUAUCCUUGACAUGAAGUUCCAACAAAUCAGCAGUAUUAAAGACAGGAAGAAGGCAGUAAUGCUGGACAUUGGAUUUUCAGGUUUCUGGGCGUUUUUGUGGUUUGUUUGUUUCUGCUUCUUGGCCAACCAAUGGCAGCGCACCACCCCAGAUGAGCUGCCCUUAAAUCAGGGAGCGGAUGCUGCCAGAGCUGCCAUUACCUUCUCCUUCUUCUCCAUCUUCACCUGGGCUGGUUUGACUGUGAGAGCGGUGCAGAAGUACAUGCUAGGGACCGACAUGAACCUCUUCACCACAGAGCACGUGGACGGCAACCCGCCUGUCCAGCCCUACCCCACCGCCCCGAGCACCGAGCCCAACGACACAUACCAGAGCCCACCCUUCACCGAAAACCUGGACUCCAACGCCCCAACCUACCAGGUGCCAAUUUACUGAAACGGUGCCUAGCAAAAGUCCACAUGCGAUGUCAUUGGUGUGUCAGAGUCAGUGUGGAUGGCCGGCACUGGUCUUCAAACUGAAGUGGUGUGACAAUGUUCAUAGGUAGUACCGUUCUGUGAACUUCUGUACAAGAAUAUGUUGAUUGUGAUUUCACUUUCGUUCGGAAUAUUACGUGUUAAUUUAUCAGCUGGAAUGAAACCGUUAGAGGGUUAUCAGUGUUGUUUAAAAAUGAAAAAGGUUAUGUUGCAUGUGUUAUAUUUAGAGAGCUAUGAAGUGCCAUGCAUCACAAACAAUACCUUAUAUAUUCAGUUUCCAUAAUGCUGUUGGGUACUGUAUAUAAAGUGCAAUAUCUGAAACACGGAAUCACCAAAACGUUUAUGACACAUUUAAAUGUUCUCCAACUAAAAGCUUACGAGAGGUGGUCUUCCUAAAAGAAGGUAAAGUUUUGCUGUAGAUAAGGGUGUCUUAUAUAUCAAAAGUGUGUAGAAAAGGUGUUGAUUCAGUGUUUGAUUUAGUGAAGCCACUAAACGUGUUAAGACAUAAAGCCAGAUUUUAUUUUAGAAGGAUUUUUUGUAGCUUACAAUGCGUGAAUACUUCUGACUGUAUCAAAAUAUAGAGAUUAAAUGAAUCCCACUAAAAAGAUUUCAAACCAAUAAUGUUUUUUUAUUUAUUUUUCAGAGCCACAAUCAGUUGGCAUUUUAAAACUGAGGAAUACAAACAUAUAAACUGGCAUUUAAAAUAAAUGCUUUAUGAAUGCAUUUACAAACUCGGACAAUGACACCACUUGGUAUGUUUUCAACAUUAGAAAUGGCUAGUAAGUAAGUAAAAUGGGUCAUUUUUAAAAGAAAUUAAUGCUUUUAUUCAGCAAGGAGACAUUAAAUUGAUCAAAAGUGACGGUAAUGACAUUUGUAAUGUUACAAAAGAUUUCUAUUUCAAAUCAGUGCUGUUCUUUUGAACUUUCUAUCCAUCAGAGAAUCCUGAAAAAAAGAAAUUAAGCAGCACAACUGUUUUCAACAUUGAUAAUAAUAAGGAAUGUUUCUUAAGCACCAAAUCAGCAUAUUAGAAUGAUUUCUGAAGGAUCAUGUGACACUGAAGACUGGAGGAAUGAUGCUGAUAAUUCAGCUUUGUCAUAACAGGAAUAAAUGACAUUUUAAAAUAGGAAACAGUUAUUUUAAAUUGUAAUAAUAUUUAACAAUAUUACAGUUUUUAGUGCAUUUUUGAUCAAAUAAAUGCAGCCUUGGUGAGCAGAAGAGACUUAAAAAAAAUCUUACCAACCAACCUCAAGCUUUUGAAUGGCAGUGCAUAUGCCAGUGGUUUGCAAAGUAAUUUGUUUGGGAAACCCUUCAGAUAUUUAUCAGUUGGCUGUUGUUUAAAAAAAAAAGCUGUUUGGUGACCAUCAUCAGUGCUUUGUCUGAUAUGUGGUAGAUUUUGGUAAUGUUUCUGUGUUCAGAGAUAGGGCAACAUACACAAAUGAUAGUGAUUGUACUUCAAUACAUGUAAAUGGAGUAUGUUUGUGAAAGUGGUCAGGGUCUUGUGUUUCCUGUACUUAACUCUGCACUCCUGUUAAAAUGCUUCAUGGAUCAAUAUUAUGGGACAGUUUCGAAGUGAUUCACUGAGGUAUGUUUUGCUGGAUCAAAAUUUGCACCUCUAAAAAAGUAUUAUAGAUGAUGAAGAGAUGUGAAAAUAUUAGCCUUAUUUAGUUUUUGUAUUUGUACCCCAUUGAAAGACAAAGUGCAAAAUUUGCAUCAGUAAAAAUGCCUUGACCUUGUCCAUGACUCUUUUUAAAUACAUAUUACAGUAUUUGCAGGCAAUAUAUCCCAUCUUGUGAUUGAAAGAUAUACACAAAAGAUUUGUCGUUGUCAGUCGGAAUGUUGUCAGAUUGCAGUUGUCAGACAUUAUGAAAAUAAAGACAUGUUUUUCAUGAGUGGAUCACAUGUAACGUGCUCUUUUAAUGACUUGCACACCAUUAUGAGAUCAUUCCGUUCUGAAAGCCAGACUUUGUAAUAUUUUGAACUUUCUACAUUAGAAAUAGUUCACACAAAAACAUUUGCUGAAAAUUUACUUAACUUCCAACCAACCACGAUAGAGUUUGUUUCUUCAUCAGAACAGAUUUGGAGAAAUUUAGCAUUACAUCACUUGCUCACAAAUGGAUCCUUUGCAGUGAAUGGGUGCCGUCAGAAUGAGAGUCCACAAACCACAAGUAAUUUACACUACUCCACUCAUAAAUGAAUGACUUUACAUAAAUUAAAGCUACAUGUUUAAAGAUGUUUUUAACUUCAAACUGCUUUCAUCUAAAAUACAAGUCCAUAUCCAUUAUACUGUAUUUCUUGAAAAAGUCUUCUCAAUCUGAAUCAGGAGAGAAAUAUGCAUAGGAAAUGAAAUAUCCAAACCAGUUCUAAACAAACAUGUUGGUGAUUGAUAUGAGAGGACGAAGACAGACUUUUUCACAGGAAGAAGUGUUAUUAUGGAUUAUGUACACAUUAUUUUGGCCAGAAACAAUGGUUUAAAAGUUAAAACACCUUAAUGAUGGAUCUGCUUAUUAAAAACACAGCUUUUCACUUUACAAGAUGUUAAUUGAUGGACUGGAGUCGUGUGAAUUUCUUAUGGAUUAUUGUGAUGUUUUUAUCAGCUGUUUGAACUUUCAUUCUGACGGCACCCAUUCACUGCAGAGGAUCCAUUGGUGAGCAAGUGAUGUAAUGCUAAAUUUCUCCAAAUCUGUUCCAAUGAAGAAACAAAACACAUCUUGGUCGGCCUAGGGAAAAGCAAAUUUUCUGCAUAUUUUUAUUUUUGGGAGACCUAUUCCUUUAAUUGCUUCAAAUCGUUCAUUGUACAGAUAUAUCCCAAUGUUUAAGAAGUUUUAAAAAGAAAACCUGAGCUUGUGAAAAACAAGUGAAAAGUAAUAUAGCUUAAGACCCAGUCUAACAAUCAAAAUCAAAACAUAUGUCAAAUGUGACCCUGGACCACAAAACCAGUCAUAAGUGUCAAUUUUAUGAAAUUGAGAUUUAUACAUCAUCUGAAAGCUGAAUAAAUAAGCUUUCCAUUGAUGUACGGUUUGUUAGGAUCGGACAAUAUUUGGCUGAGAUACAACUAUUUAAAAAUCUGGAAUCUGAGGGUGCAAAAAAAUAUUGAGGAAAUCGCCUUUAAAGUUGUCCAAAUGAAGUUCUUAGCAAUGCAUAUUACUAAUCAAAAAUGAAGUUUUGACAUUUACGGUAAGAAAUUUACAAAAUAUCUUCAUGGAACACGAUCUUUACUUAAUAUCCUAAUGAUUUUUGGCAUAAAAGAAAAAUCUAUAAUUUUGACCCAUACAAUGUAUUUUUGGCUAUUGCUACAAAUAUACCCCAGCGACUUAAGACUGGUUUUGUGCUCCAGGGUCACAAAAUAAGCUCACUCAAAAAUGACCCUCACCCUCAUGUUGUUCAAACCUGUAUGAACUUCUUUCUCCUGUGGAACAAAAGGAGAUGUUUGGCAGAAAGUCUUUCUUUCACUUCUUCUGAAUGGAAAAAUGAAAGUGAAUGUUCAAUAACGUCCUCAGUGCCUAACAGCCUAAUAUCUCCU